CCACCGAAAGGUUUGAUGUAGAGCUGAAUGAGCGCAUUGUGUAAACGCGUAUUAACGAGGCCAUGCCUGAUACGUUCAUUAAGAAAUUCUUCGGUGGAUUGGGGAUUUUGCAUAACGACUUUCCUGCCUUUUUCUCACGAAUAUCUUAACCUUUUCUCCUGAUCACACUCGCAUGCUUAGGUCUGUGAUUUCUGGAUUUUAAUGACAUUUUCCGAAUUGUCUUAAUAUUAUAUAUAUACUUAAAAAAAUCGAUAUGGUUCCUUCUUCACCUUUGCCGGAGGGAUUCUCUGAACUCGAUGUUUUUGCACUGGGAUCAUGUCUGCUUGUGGAAGGUCUCCUUGGAUUUUUCAUGAAUGCUGUCACCGUUAUUGCCUUCCUUAAAAUACGAGAUUUGCGGACUCCCAGUAACUUCUUUGUAUUCAGCUUGGCUUUGGCAGAUAUGGGCAUUUCCAUAAACGCCACCAUUGCAGCCUUCUCAAGCUUCCUGAGAUACUGGCCCUAUGGAUCUGAAGGAUGCCAGACCCAUGGCUUUCAUGGAUUCAUAACUGCCCUCUCUAGCAUCCAUUUCAUUGCAGCCAUUGCUUGGGACAGAUACCACCAAUACUGCACCAGAUCAAAGUUGCAGUGGAGCUCGGCCAUCACCAUAGCCAUCUUCAUCUGGCUCUUUACUGCCUUCUGGGCAGCUAUGCCGUUGAUUGGUUGGGGAGAGUAUGACUAUGAACCCCUGAGGACCUGCUGCACUCUGGAUUUAAGCAAAGGAGAUAGGAACUAUGUCACCUAUCUGAUUCCAAUGGCCAUCUGUAACAUGGGAAUUCAAGUGAUUAUUGUGUUCUUCUCAUACCAAUCCAUUAACAAGAAAUUCAAGAAGACAGGCCAGCAAAGGUUCAACUGUAGCACUCCUAUAAAGACCCUGCUGUUCUGCUGGAGCCCUUACGGGAUCCUAGCCUUCUAUGCUGCUGUGGAAAAUGUGAAUGUUUUGUCUCCUAAACUGAGAAUGAUUGCUCCUCUCGUGGCUAAGACCUCUCCAACUUUCAAUGUCUUUGUUUACACACUUGGAAAUGAGAAUUAUAGAGGGGGAAUUUGGCAGCUGCUCACAGGACAAAAGAUUGAACCUCCUGCUACUGAGGCUAAGUUUAAAUAAACAAAGCAUGUCAUAAACAUUCAUCAUUUAUUCAGUCAUUCAUUGUACUUCAUUAACUGCUUUAACCUAAUCAGGGUCUCAGUGAAGUCAAAGCCUAUCCUGAGACCAUUUGCCAGUGUUGGGUAAUGUAACAGUAUUUACAUAUUAUAUAAUAAAUGAUCAUUUAUUUUCUACAUAAAACAAUAUUAUCAAACUCCAGAUUAUCAGUCUAGAAAGUUUAUGCAUGCUGUAGAAUUUUGAUUUCCCUUCACUAGAAUCAAGAGGCCCAGACCUGACCCAGCAUGAUGUGCCACUGAAAGAAUUUUCUUUCAUUAAUAGAUUUUGAUGGUAAAUAUAAUGAUAAUCUGUUUUAUGUCAUAUUACUUUAACUACUGAAGUGACUUACUAUUAUCCAGACAGAAAUGAAAGCCAAGAAACCCCCAAGCCUAUACAACAUUCAUCAUUUUGCACAUAUUGAUUCAAGCAGGGCUUUAUCCAAAAGGAAAAGGCACUGUUGAUCUUUUGGCCUGAAUCAACCACACUUGGCAAACAUAAGUAUUAGGAAAGAACUAAUUCUAAAAGCACAUCAGAUCAACAAUUUUUUACUGAUCCUUUUUUAAUGUGUUAGUGAUUUAUUUCUGUGGUAAAUUGUGACAAUUAACAUUGUAUUGUCAUGAUUUUCUGUGAAUUGUUAAUACUGUGAAUGUGAGCUGAUACUAUGCUCUAUUUUUAUCUGUAUUAUGAUCAUUUGUACUGUAGUUACUGAUAUGCCCUGUGAUGUGAUUUAAAGAAUGAUUAGACAGUAUAAAUUAAUGUUAGAUAUUUGUGUACUUAUACACAGUAAUUUCACAAAGAAGCAAGAUAUCAUACAUACAAAUCUGAGAGAGAGAGAGAGAGAGAGAGAUGACAAAGUGAAAGAGAAGUGACAAAGAGAGAGACUGAAAGCUGAAAAGAGUUUUAAAAAAUGUUCAUGAUAUUUUGCUGCCUGAGAAAUUAUAAAGCAUUACAUGUAGUCUGUUGUUAGUACUUGUUAUUGUCAUGUAUUAAUUCUUGAGAAGUAUUUUGUUAAUGCCUUAUCAGUAUCUUCUGUAUCAUUAUCAAUAGAUGUAUUUUUUAAUGUCUCUCAGAAUGUUAUUUAUGAAUCCGAUCACACCAACCACCAUGUUUUAGUAAUGUUAUAAGGAUAUACUAAGUGCAACUGUAGUGCACCUAGUGUUUGAACUACUGGUUAUCAUUUUAUUGUAGACAUGCUCUGGCAUGUAAUUGAAAUAUUAGUAAGAAUCUGAAUGUGUAAUCCUUUUGAAUUACCUGUCC
Molecule: messenger RNA, 2434 nt
Organism: Hemibagrus wyckioides
Lineage: Eukaryota; Metazoa; Chordata; Actinopteri; Siluriformes; Bagridae
Gene: rgra
Product: retinal G protein coupled receptor a
Exons: 7
Coding region: 254-1141 (295 amino acids)
Biological process (GO): G protein-coupled receptor signaling pathway; visual perception; phototransduction
Cellular component (GO): membrane
Molecular function (GO): G protein-coupled receptor activity
Source: RefSeq, a predicted model, not a curated record